Molecule: messenger RNA, 1341 nt
Organism: Toxorhynchites rutilus septentrionalis
Lineage: Eukaryota; Metazoa; Arthropoda; Insecta; Diptera; Culicidae
Product: proline-rich protein 2-like
Exons: 2
Coding region: 22-1098 (358 amino acids)
Source: RefSeq, a predicted model, not a curated record
GUAAAUCACAGUGAAUAUACAAUGAAGAGUCUGCUCUUGAUUUGCUUACUAUGGGCAAGUGUCUGCUUUGGCAAGCCCUUGGAUGGGUUUGAUCGCCCAAAUGCGACUGGGAAUUAUUCCAACAUUCAAGCUGUCGACGGUUUAUUGAGAAAUGAAUCUUUCGACGAAGUAGUGCCAGAUGAGCAUUUAGAAGACAGUAAUGCUAAGUCAGACAUUGUGGUGCCAGAUGAUUUGGAUAACGAGGAGGAAUUCAUGGCUGAUUGGCAGAAUUCCGGAGAUCUCGAAAAUGAACUGCUUCCACCAUCGGACUCGGAAAGUCAGGUUCUAAGGCAGGCUGAAGAAGAAAACGGUGAUUGGAGAACACAAGGAGAAUUACCGCAAGGAGAAGAGCGAUCUUUAAUAGUACAGCGUCCUUCCCCAGCUGAACACGGAUCAGCAGAACAACAGGAAACACCUCAAAGUCACCAUGGACAAGCAUCGGAAGAAGAUCCAGAAAUUCAACGUCCACCACAAGGCCCAUCUCAAGGUGGAGCAGGAGACCAACGUUCACUACAAUGGGCAUCGGAAGAAGAUCCAGAUGAUCAACGUCCAUCACAAGGACCAUCUCAAGAUGAAGCAGGAGACCAACGUCCACCGCAAAGGGCAUCGGAAGAAGAUCCAGAAGAUCAACGUCCAUCACAAGGACCAUCUCAAGGAGGGAUAGAAGACCAACGUCCACCACAAGGGUCACCUCAAGGAAAACAAGACUUAUCCAUUAUUUUCUCAAUAGCUGGUUUUAGUGAUCAAUAUCCCUCGUUCACCUCAAGUAGGGCCAGAAGACCAACACCCACCACAAGAACCACCUCAAGGAAGACAAGUAGAUCAACGUCCACCACAAAGACCGCCUCAAGGAAGCCAAGGAAACCAACGUCCACCACAAGGACCACCUCAAGGAAGCCAUGGAAACCAACGUCAGCCACAAGAACUACCUCAAAGAGGACAAGGAGACCAACAUCCAUCACAAGAUCCGCCACAAGGAGGUCAAGGAGACCAACGUCCAUCACAAGGAUUACCUCAAGAAGGACAAGGAAACCAACGACCAACACAAGGACCAUCUGACCAGCGUUCACCACAAGGUGGACCGUCCCAAAGACCUCCUCGAGGCGGAUCUGGAGACUAAAGUCCAUCGCAAGGACCAUUUCAAGGAGGACCAGAGGCCCAAGAUGCUCGAGAGGAAAUUUCUUAAAAUACUGGGUUAUUAACUUGUAAACUUGUAACUUGUAAAAAUUACAACUCACUUUCAAAAAUAGCUCCUACAGCAAAAAGAUAUGUGAGAAUAAAGAAAUUCAUUCAUUAUUUUGA